ACAAACCAGUAACAACAUGGCCGCCUCGGAGGAAAUAAAACGUCUGGAAUAUUUAUCUUUGGUGUCUAAAGUGUGCACGGAAUUAGAAAACCAUCUUGGAAUAAGCGAAAAGGAUCUUGCUGAAUUCAUCAUCAGCCUGGCGGACAAACAUCCUACAUUUGACGAGUUUAAAGCAGUCCUCACAGAAAAUGGAGCAGAUUUUACAGAAACACUCAUCGCUAACUUAUUUCGACUUAUUCAAACUAUGCGAGCGUCAACAAGUUCAGCACAACAACAAGAUGUUAGAGGGAAGAGUGAAAAAGAAAAACUACAAGAGAAAUAUCCUGCUUUAUGUCAACCUGAUGAUGCUGUGUGGACGAUUCAUCACUUGAAUACAAGUGACGAGCAAGUUGCUGCAGCAGCCAUGAAGGAGCUGGAGAUGCUCAUGCCUCAAAGUGGACACACCUGUGUGGUCGGAGGACGAGGCGGUGCGGAGAGCGUUCGCAAGCGUGAUCGUUCGGGCUCGAGAGAGCGCGACGGAGAAACAAGCGUCAAGCGACACCGGAAACGAGCGUCCCGCUGGAGCGACCGACCGCCGAGCCCGCCCGGAGUUUCAAACCAGCGUCCUCUCCCCGACGUUCCACUGGUGGGCGACGUCUACUGCGGUAAAGUGAGCAGCGUCAUGCAGUUUGGAUGCUUUGUCCAGCUGGAAGGCGUCAGGAAGCGCUGUGAAGGCCUCGUGCACGUCUCGGAGCUGCGAAAGGAAGGACGAGUAGCAGACGUGUCCACCGUUGUCAGCAGAGGACAAAAAGUCAAGGUCAAAGUGCUGUCCUUGAGAGGAAGCAAGGCCAGUCUCAGCAUGAAGGAUGUUGACCAGAACACUGGGGAGGACCUCAAUCCCAACCGGAGGAGGAACAUUGAAGUUGAAGACGUCGGUGACGCUGUCAUGAGGAACCCUGACUUCCCUGUGGAAGCGCACCUGCUGGAAGCGGAAGAAAACACAAGCGAGCGCAAAAGGAUGGCCAAGAUAACGGAUCUGGAAAAGUGGGAAAUAAAGCAGAUGAUUGCUGCCAACGUGCUCCCCAAGGAGGAGUUCCCUGAGUUUGACGAGGAAACUGGAAUCCUUCCUGUCAUCGAUGACGAAGAAGACGAGGACGUUGAGAUUGACCUGGUGGAGGAGGAGCCCCCCUUCCUGAGAGGACAGACGAAGUGGAGCGCCAGCCUGAGUCCGCUCAAGAUUGUAAAGAAUCCUGACGGCUCCCUGUCCCAGGCGGCCAUGAUGCAGAGCGCCCUGGCCAAAGAGAGACGGGAGCUCAAGCAGGCGGCUCGUGCAGCCGAGAUGGAUGCCAUCCCGACCGGCCUCCACAAGAACUGGAUCGACCCCAUGCCGGACUAUGACGGUCGUCAGAUCGCCGCCAACAUGCGAGGCAUCGGCGCUUUGCCCCUCAACAUUCCCGAGUGGAAGAAGUACGCGUUCGGAGGGAAUCAAGUGUCCUAUGGCAAGAAGACAGAGAUGUCCAUCUUGCAGCAGAGACACAGUCUUCCUAUCUUCAAGCUCAAGGAGCAGCUGGUCCAGGCCGUCCACGACAACCAGAUCCUAAUCGUGGUGGGAGAGACCGGCUCCGGGAAGACCACUCAGAUCACACAGUACCUGGCGGAGGCGGGUUACUGCGCUCGGGGAAAAAUCGGCUGCACUCAGCCUCGCCGCGUGGCCGCCAUGUCGGUGGCCAAGAGAGUUUCGGAGGAGUACGGGUGUCGCCUCGGCCAGGAGGUGGGCUACACGAUCCGCUUUGAGGACUGCACCAGCACAGAGACACUGAUCAAGUACAUGACGCACGGAAUGCUGCAACGCGAAUGUCUCAUCGAUGCCGACAUGAGCCAGUAUUCCCUCAUCAUGCUGGACGAGGCCCACGAGAGAACCAUCCACACCGACGUCCUUUUUGGUCUACUCAAGAAGACAGUCCUGAAGCGCAAGGACAUGAAGCUGAUCGUGUCCUCGGCCACACUGGACGCCGUCAAGUUCUCCCAGUACUUCUUCGAGGCACCCAUCUUCACCAUCCCGGGGAGAACGUUCCCGGUGGAGGUCCUCUACGCCAGAGAACCCGAGACGGACUACCUGGACGCCAGCCUCAUCACAGUCAUGCAGAUCCACCUGACAGAACCUCCAGGCGACAUCCUGGUCUUCCUGACUGGGCAGGAGGAGAUCGACACCGCCUGCGAGAUCCUCUACGAGCGCAUGAAGACACUGGGCCCUGAAGUUCCCGAGCUCAUCAUUCUUCCCGUUUAUUCUGCGCUGCCCAGCGAGAUGCAGACCAGGAUCUUUGACCCGGCACCGCUCGGCAGCAGGAAGGUUGUCAUAGCGACAAACAUUGCAGAGACGUCUUUGACCAUUGAUGGCAUCUACUACGUGGUGGACCCGGGCUUUGUCAAGCAGAUCGUUUACAACUCCAAGACGGGCAUCGACCAGCUGGUUGUGACGCCCAUCUCACAGGCUCAAGCCAAGCAGAGGGCGGGCCGAGCCGGAAGAACCGGUCCAGGGAAGUGCUACCGCCUCUACACGGAGCGGGCCUACAGGGAUGAGAUGUUGACCACCAACGUGCCCGAGAUCCAGAGGACCAACCUGGCCAGCACGGUGCUGUCACUGAAGGCCAUGGGCAUCAACGACCUCCUCUCCUUUGACUUCAUGGAUGCUCCUCCCAUGGAGACCUUGAUCACAGCCAUGGAGCAGCUCUACACUCUUGGAGCAUUGGAUGACGAGGGCCUGCUCACACGCCUGGGCAGAAGGAUGGCAGAGUUCCCUCUGGAGCCCAUGCUGUGCAAGAUGUUAAUCAUGUCUGUGCAUUUGGGCUGCAGUGAGGAGAUGCUCACCAUCGUGUCCAUGCUGUCUGUGCAGAACGUCUUCUACAGGCCAAAGGACAAGCAGAUCCAAGCUGACCAGAGGAAGGCCAAGUUCUUCCAACCCGAAGGCGACCAUCUCACCCUGCUGGCCGUCUAUAACUCCUGGAAGAAUAACAAGUUCUCCAACCCCUGGUGCUUUGAAAACUUUAUCCAGGCUCGCUCGCUGAAGAGAGCGCAGGACAUCCGUAAGCAGAUGAUGAGCAUCAUGGACAGGCACAAGUUGGACGUGAUGUCCUGUGGCAAGUCAACCAUGCGUGUCCAGAAAGCCAUCUGCAGCGGGUUCUUCAGGAACGCCGCCAGAAGGCACCCCCAAGACGGCUACCGUACCCUCAUCGACCAGCAGGUGGUCUACCUCCACCCCUCCAGCACGCUCUUCAACCGCCAGCCCGAAUGGCUGGUCUACCACGAGCUGGUGCUGACCACCAAGGAGUACAUGCGCGAGGUGACCACCAUCGACCCGCGUUGGCUAGUGGAGUACGCGCCCGCCUUCUACCGGGUGGCCGACCCCACUCGCCUCAGUCGGCAGAAGCGGCAGCAGAAGCUGGAGCCGCUCUACAACCGCUACGAGGAACCCAACGCCUGGAGGAUCUCCAGAGCUUUCAGGCGCCGCUGAUGCUAGAGACGGCGCCACACACCACGUACCUCCUCGGGCUCGAUGAGCUUGAACUCCAUGCCGCGGCCGGUCCAGGCGAUGAAAUGCGCGUUACCCGGGUCGUCCAGCAGCGCCACCAGGAACUGCCACAGCUGCAACGAACCGCGCCGCUGGUAAGGCGUGCCCUCGCGGAACACGCCACCGCCACCGCCUUCCUGCUUCACCUCACCUGGGAAAGAGCGAGGAUGAUGGUGAUCAUAAGAUAACUGAACAAAGUCAACGGAGAGCUGCUCUUUUUCUUUGUUUUCUUUCUUUCACCGUAAGUCUGUACUAAUUUAUAAACAGAUGAGAAUAAAGGUAAAAUGACUUUUUCUUUUCUUUGUUUUCUUUCUACCACAACAGAUAUGUUUAAAGUACGGUGGAAUUACAAAUAUUCAUUCAUUAAAAAUAUAAAACACUAAUACAGUGGAUGUGGUCAAAAAAAAAAAAAAAAAAAAUAUAGGACAUUUU
Dunckerocampus dactyliophorus (ringed pipefish) is the source of this 3979-nucleotide messenger RNA. RefSeq names its product ATP-dependent RNA helicase DHX8-like. Bases 17 to 3490 code for a protein of 1157 amino acids. Gene Ontology annotation, biological process: spliceosomal complex disassembly; mRNA splicing, via spliceosome. Gene Ontology annotation, molecular function: RNA binding; RNA helicase activity; ATP binding. The transcript has 24 exons. Gene Ontology annotation, cellular component: catalytic step 2 spliceosome; intracellular anatomical structure. NCBI's taxonomy places the organism in Eukaryota, Metazoa, Chordata, Actinopteri, Syngnathiformes, Syngnathidae. The record is from RefSeq and is a predicted model, not a curated record.